Molecule: messenger RNA, 1267 nt
Organism: Megalops cyprinoides (Indo-Pacific tarpon)
Lineage: Eukaryota; Metazoa; Chordata; Actinopteri; Elopiformes; Megalopidae
Product: deoxyribonuclease-1-like
Exons: 10
Coding region: 36-995 (319 amino acids)
Biological process (GO): DNA catabolic process
Cellular component (GO): nucleus
Molecular function (GO): DNA nuclease activity
Source: RefSeq, a predicted model, not a curated record
GUAGACUGUGUUCGGCUCCACAUCAUACUGCAGUCAUGAAGAUUGCAUCUUUUAAUGUGCAGAGAUUUGGGCAGAAUAAAAUUUCAGACCCAGCUGUCCUGGCUACUCUGGUCAAGAUUGUGUCACGUUAUGACAUCAUUGUGAUUCUGGAGGUGGUGGAUAUAAGUGGGAUUUCGGUCAACAGCUUCUUGAAGGAGCUUAACAGGGUGAAUAAGAAACAUCACUACACACUGAAAAUCAGCACCCGAUUGGGAAGAUCCAGAUACAAGGAGCAGUUCAUGUUUCUUUACAGGGAUGAUUUCGUAGAUUUGGUGGGUUCCUACCAGUAUGAGGACAACCAAAAGGGAGAUGAGGAUGCAUUUGCCAGAGAGCCCUAUAUUCUGCGCUUCACCUGUCCGAACACAGAGCUGAAGGACCUGGUGCUGAUCCCAGUUCACACCAAGCCUGAUGAUUCAGAGAAGGAGCUGGAUGAGCUCUAUGAUGUCUUCCAGGCAGUGAAAAAGAAGUGGAAAACUGAUAACAUAAUGAUCCUGGGUGACUUCAAUGCAGAUGGUGCCUAUGUCUCUAAUAAAAAAAUGAAAGAGAUUCGCAUCCGGAGUGACAAGAAUUUCCAUUGGCUGAUUGGAGACGACGUUGACACAACAGCAAAUACAGGGAAUGACCACACCUACGACAGGAUCGUAGUUUAUGGGGAUGACAUGCUUAAAGCUGUGGUGCCAAACUCUGCCCAACCAUUCAACUUCCAAAAGGCAUUUGGACUGACAGAAGAAAGUGCUCUCAACGUGAGUGAUCAUUACCCGGUGGAAGUGGAGCUGAAGACACGCACGGCCAGGGGCCAAAGUUCUGGAAACCAAUACCCUGUUGAUGUGAAAAACACUGAUGUUGAAGACUUGUUGGAACUAAAAAAAGGCAACUUGCUGUUGGAACGAGAGAAGCUUGAUUUGGAGAUUAAAAUGUUAAAACUGAAGAUGGCCAAACUUGAACAAAACAAAUAAAAUUAAUCAUACGGUAUUGUAUCUUCAGAUACAAUAAACUUUGUUCCACUCUGAGGUGGUUUGAAUCUGAGCUACUGUAACAAAAAUGAAAAACAUGAAAUUUAAUGAGAAGAAAGAGAAAUUAAGAGAAAAUACAGUAGUUACAAAACUUUAUUUCAGAGCAUCCACUUUACAACAAAAACAAAAAUAAUUCAAAAAGGUCAUUUCUUUUUUGUUAACCCAAAAAUGGACCCAAAUGUAUGUCUGACAGAUUAAAACCAAGGUCUCUGACA